This is a messenger RNA of Fusarium odoratissimum NRRL 54006, 1587 nucleotides long. RefSeq lists its product as uncharacterized. Gene Ontology annotation, molecular function: cutinase activity. Gene Ontology annotation, cellular component: extracellular region. Bases 311 to 1381 code for a protein of 356 amino acids. The transcript has 3 exons. NCBI's taxonomy places the organism in Eukaryota, Fungi, Ascomycota, Sordariomycetes, Hypocreales, Nectriaceae. The record is from RefSeq and is a predicted model, not a curated record. Gene Ontology annotation, biological process: carbohydrate catabolic process.
GAGUAAUGGCAUGGCAAUGGAAUGAUCUGAGGUAAGGCUCACCGUCGUGAGAGAUUGAUAGAACCUCGGAAGCCUUUCCAACUCGGGAAGACCUUGCGGAUGAAGUACGAGGUUUGGAUGAAUCUAUCACGAUCCAGGGUUGUUCAAGAAGAGGUUCGAGCGUUGGAGUUGAGAGCAUAUAAGCUGGAUGAAAGUCGUCAAUAGAGUCGAAAUCAGAUCAACUCAGCUCAGCAACUUUGCAUUCAUUCGCUUUUUCUUUUCAUUCGCUUCUAAAUAACUCCUUUCGUUUAAAAACUUGACCUUAUUCAUCAUGUUCUCCAAGUCUGUUCUCAUCGCCCUCGUGCCCUUUGUAGUGGCUGGUCCCAUUGCUCCUCGACAGGGUCUCGGAUCUGGCCUUGGCUCAGGUAUUCCCAGCUUUGGAGGUUCCACGGGCGGUCUUCCUGGACUUCCCAGCUCUGGCGGUUCUACUGGUGGACUUCCCAGCAUCCCAAGUCUUCCUAGCUCUGGAGGUUCAACCGGAGGACUUCCCAGUAUCCCGGGUCUAGGCUCUGGUGGUUCAUCUGGAGGCAUUCCAAGCAUUCCAGGUCUUCCCAGCUCUGGAGGCUCAACCGGUGGUCUUCCUAGUCUCCCUAUUGGAAGUGGUGGCUCAAGCUUCCUCCCAGGAGGCUCUACUGGUGGAGACACCACAGGAGACACCUCCGGCAGUGCUUCAACCAGCGCUCCCGCUUCUCAGCCCACAGGCUCUAGCGAGACUCCUCGCGCUGAGGGCGGUUCAUCCACCUCUCCCUUCGGCAGCUUCCUUGGAUCUGCAGGUGGCAGCAGCGGUGGCUUUGGUGGUUCCACUCAGAAUGGUCUCAGCGGCGACUGCAAGGACGUAACUGUCAUCUUCGCCCGCGGUACCACUGAAAUGGGCAACGUCGGCACUGCUGCCGGACCUCCUUUCUUCCAGGCUCUUGCUCAGCAGCUCGGAAGCGACAAGCUCGCUGUCCAAGGUGUUGAGUAUGCCGCCAGUGUUGGUGGUAUCAUGCAGAUGGGUGACCAGGCCGGUUCCCAGAAGAUGGUGAGUCUUGUUAAGGAGGCUUACCAGAAGUGCCCCAAGACCAAGGUCGUCAUGUCUGGAUACUCGCAGGGUGCUAUGCUGGUUCACAACGCAGCAAAAUCUCUCCCUGCCGAUACCACUAGCAAGAUUGCUGCCGUUGUCAACUUUGGCGAUCCUUUCCAGCGACAGGCUAUCCAGGGUGUUCCCGCUGACCGCGUCAAGAUCAUCUGCCACACUGGCGAUGGUGUUUGUGCCGGUACUGCUGCUAUCACCCCUGACCACUUGACUUACAGCCAGGAUGCCAACGCUGCUGCUCAGUUUGUCGUCAGCAAGGUCAAAUAAGUGAUGCGCUGACUUGGCCAAAUCGAGAGAUGAGCGGAAUGACAUAAUGGAAAAAUAGCUGGAGCAGAGCUUCGGGUAUGGAUAGGUUUAACUUUCUCCUGUAUCUUUCAAAGUAGCUUGAAUAUGAGUAAAAUUGAUCAUGUCUCUGACGAAAGCUGAAACAACAUCCCCCUGAAAGUACUAGAAGUGCACCCCAAGACUUCAGC